Messenger RNA from Knipowitschia caucasica, 3612 nucleotides. NCBI's taxonomy places the organism in Eukaryota, Metazoa, Chordata, Actinopteri, Gobiiformes, Gobiidae. The record is from the annotation of a GenBank genome assembly.
AUGAACUACAUGGAUGAAGAGAUGCCCUCAAAAGAUAAAAACCCUCCAAAGAUUAUUGACAUGACCACCAGUGAGAAGGUGGUGGAUCUUCUAAAUAAAGCAGCACUUAUUCCCACAGAUGAAAAACUGACUGUACUUAAACAGGUCCAAGAACUUAUCAUUAACAAAGACCCAUCUCUCCUUGAUAACUUUCUGGACGAGAUGAUUGCCUUUCAAACUGACAAAUCCAUAGAAGUCCGAAAGUUUGUCAUCGGGUUCAUUGAAGAAGCUUGUAAAAGAGACAAUGAGCUGCUCCUCAAACUGAUCGUUAACCUGAACAUGCUUUUGAGAGACGACAGCGUAAAUGUGAUCAAGAAGGGAAUCCUGGCCCUCACACAACUCUACAAAGUUGCGCUGCAGUGGCUGGUGCAGUCGAGGGUGAUCUCGGGGAUGCAGGAGGCGUGUUGGGAACUGAUCACUCAGAUGAAAGGAGAAGUCCUGGAUUUACUGGACACUGAGAACGACGGCGUGAGAACCCACUGCAUCAAAUUCACCGAAGCUUUGAUCAUCGCUCUGUCGCCGCGGACACCAGACUCCGAAGUCCCGAAACGGCAAGAAAAUGACAUCAGCUUGGACAAAGUACCCAAAGACCACUCGUACAUACGCUACGACGCUCUGUGUGAAGAGGGGAAAACUGCUGUGGAGAAGCUGCUGAAGUUCAUGGUUCAUCCAGCCAUCUCCAGCAUCAACCUGACCACGGCUCUGGGAUCUCUGGCCACCAUCGCCAAGCAGAGGCCCAUGUUUAUGUCACAGGUGGUGCAGGCCUACGAGACUCUGCACGCGAACUUGCCGCCCACUUUGGCCAAGUCUCAGGUGAGCAGCGUGCGAAAGAACCUGAAGAUGCACCUGGUGGCGGUCCUCAAGCACUCGUGCAGCGUGGAGUUCCAUGUUCAGAUCUGCACGCUGCUGCAGGACCUGGGCAUGCCUCAGAGCGAGAUCGCACGCUCCACCCCCUCCCUCCGCGAGCCCCGCAAACGCUCUCGACACGACCACUACACCGAGGGCAAGAAGGUCAAGAUGGAGCCCGCCCUGAUAGACGAGGACGAGGACAAAGAGGAGCCAGUGGCCCAGUCCACUCCUAAACCUGCUCCGGUCCCAGCGGCUCAGUCUGCCAUGGACCUCACAGCCGAGUUCCUGCGGCCCCUGCUGAACCCUGAGAACGUAGCCAACCUGGUGCUGAUCAGUAUGGUGUACCUGCCUGACGUGAUGCCGGCCUCGUUCCAGUCCACCUACACUCCGGUCGAGUCUGCAGGCACCGACGCUCAGAUCAGACACUUGGCCCGACUCCUGUCCACCCAGAUGACCGCGGCCGGGAUCGGACCAGGUCUGGAGCAGUCCAAGAGCAAAGACCAGGCGGUGGGCGAGGACAGCAGCAGCAGCAGUAAAGACCCUCUGAUCAAGAGGAAGACCCCGAUGGUGGUGCAGAAUAUCUCUGUGGUGGGAGGACACACAGAGAAGCCCCCCGAGGUCCCAGUGGUCAAGAGGCUUCCAGAACCCAUCCUGCCCAUCGUCCCGACCAAAACACCCGGCGGUAGUGGGAGGAAGAAGGUGUUUCGUUUGUCUGAUGUGAUUCAGCCGCUGUCCGACUCUCAGCUGGAAAACCUGUCGUCUAAAGCCGUGAAGCGGAUCCUUCACUCUGAGAAGUCCAUCGCCCAGAGCGGCAUGUCGCAGGUGCGCGUGAAGCUGCUGUCUCGUCUGGUGACGCAGUUCGAGGGUGUGAUGAAGGACGACGUGCUGGAGUUCAUCCUGGAGGACAUCCGCAGCCGCAGUGACUUGGCCUUUUCCCUCCUCUACCAGGAAUACACCACGUACCUGAGCCAGAUGCCCGCUGGUCUGCUGGACAGCUAUGACCACUGCCUCUACACGCUGCUGUCUGGGCUGCAGGAGAAGCCCGAGCAGAGGGACGGACUUUUCACCAAACUGGUCCUAGAAGCUCCAAUUAUUACAGAUUCUGCUUUAGAAGUCAUACGGCGAUACUGCGAGGACGAGUCUCGAGUUUAUUUGGGGAUGACCACUUUGAAAGAACUCAUCUACAACCGACCGAUGCGGCAGUUCCAGUAUCUCCACGUGCUUCUGGAUCUGAGCUCACAUGAAAAGGAGAAGGUGCGGACGACGGCCUUGAGUUUCCUGAAGAGAAUGUACGAGAAAGAGCAUUUGAGAGAUUACAUUGAGAAGUUUGCCUUGAAUUACAUGCAGCUGCUCGUUCAUCCCAAUCCUCCGUCUCUGCUGUUUGGAGCCGACAAAGACACAGAGGUGGCGUCUCCCUGGACGGAGGACACGGUGCGUCAGUGUCUCUUCUUGUAUCUUUCUCUUCUUCCUCUGAACCAUCGACUGGUCCAUGAGCUGGCGUCUGUUUACACCGAGGCCAUCGCAGACAUCAAGCGCAGCGUUCUCCGGGCCAUCGAGCAGCCGAUCCGGGGGAUGGGCAUGAACUCUCCAGAUUUAUUCCUGUUAGUUGAAAAUUGCCCGAAAGGAGCCGAGACUCUAGUGACGCGAUGUCUCCAUAUUCUGACAGACAAAGUUCCUCCAUCUCCAGAGCUGGUGGAGAGGGUCCGCGACCUUUUCUACAAGAGGGUCCCAGACGUGCGGUUCCUGAUCCCAGUCAUCAACGGCUUAGAAAAGAGGGAAGUCAUCCUUGCUCUCCCCAAGUUAAUCAAACUCAACCCGAUUGUAGUGAAGGAAGUUUUCAACAGACUCUUGGGCACACAGCACAGCGAGGGCAGUUCGUCAAUGUCUCCUCUCACUCCUGGGGACCUGCUGAUCGCUUUGCACAACAUCGACUCUAACAAAUGUGACAUGAAAUCUAUUAUCAAAGCCACCAACCUGUGCUUUGCGGAGAAGAAUGUGUACACGUCGGAGGUGCUGGCGGUGGUGAUGCAGCAGCUGAUGGAGCAGAGCCCUCUCCCCAUGCUGCUGAUGAGGACCGUGAUCCAGUCCCUGUCCAUGUACCCGCGCCUGGGCGGCUUCGUCAUGAACAUCUUGGCUCGACUCAUCGUCAAACAGGUGUGGAACUAUCCCAAAGUGUGGGAGGGUUUUGUGAAGUGCUGCCAGAGGACCAGGCCUCAGUCCUACAGCGUCCUGCUGCAGCUGCCGCACAAUCAGCUCAAGAGAGUGUUUGAACGCUGCCCCGAGAUGAGAGAACCACUGCUGCAGCACGUGCUCUCCUUCACACCACACCAGCAAGCUCACAUCACUCCGUCCAUGAUGGAUGUUCUGGAAGCUCAUAAGAAGCCGCCGCCUAAACCUGUGGAGCCGGAGAAAGAGAUUGAAGCAGUUCCUGAGCUGGUGGCAGAAGUCCCUCAGACUGAAUCCACACCUGAUCCUGAACAAAACAAGCUUCAGAACGAGGAGGAGCCCAUGGAGCAGGAGGGAGCUGUCGCAGAGGUGGAGACGGCAGCAGCUUGUGAAGAAGCCUCUCCACCCCCAGAGGCCGAGGAGCCGAUGGAGGAGAGCGCCCAGCCAGAGCCCACAGAGCCCACGGAGCAGGACCCUGAAGCAGAGGCAGAGACACAGGCUGAGGCAGAGGUCAAGGCAGAGGCCGCGGCCGCCAGCGGGACUGAGGCUGACGAAUAA